GUUAUCCACAAUUUACAUGCAAGGCAGUGAUGCAAACAAGCCCGCUGGAAAAUAAAAGGAUUCUUGUGUGGCUGCCUUUUGGAUAAAAAGGCCCCUGUCUCUCUUCGCCCACUAUGCGGAGGCUUAACGAUACCGACGGCGUCCGCAUAGGUCGUAUAUAAGGGAUAUUUUAUGGAAGCUGGGACGAGGGAGAGGUUGUGAGGCUGGGGAGUCGGGACAUCGGCUGAGCUGGGGAGGGCAGCGUUAGCCUGCUAGCUCUCGUGACAGUAACAAUUAAAAAGGAAGAGUGACUUUUCCGUACAACCACCGUUGGCUUGGUCAUCAUCAUGGCUACAAAUGGUAACAACAUAACGCCUGGGAUGGGAGAGAUCAUCCAGUUAAACGUCGGUGGGACAAGGUUCAGCACCUCCAGACAGACUCUGAUGUGGAUCCCAGACUCUUUCUUCUCAAGUUUGCUGAGUGGAAGGAUAUCAACUCUUCGAGAUGAAACUGGAGCUAUAUUUAUUGACAGAGACCCAACAGCUUUUGCACCAAUUUUGAAUUUUCUCAGAACCAAAGAAUUGGACCUGCGAGGUGUCAACAUCAGCAUCCUGCGGCAUGAAGCAGAGUUCUAUGGGAUAACUCCUCUAGUACGGCGCCUGCUGCUGUGUGAGGAACUGGACCGAUCAUCAUGUGGUAGCGUUCUCUUCCAUGGUUACCUGCCUCCCCCAGCCAUCCCUGCCCGCAAGUCCAGCCCUGCUUUAGCAGCCUCAGGCCCCUCCUCUGAUGAACGGCCGGGUCCAAGUGGAGCAGAGGGCUUCACCCGUGUUGGUCCCCCUCCUCACCCAUCCCUCUCUGGCACACCUGGAACAGAUGACAACCACAAACUGGGUCCUGUGGUUGACCCCAGGAAGGUGCUGAUUAUAGCGGGACACCACAACUGGAUUGUAGCAGCUUAUGCACACUAUGUCAUCUGCUACAGGAUAAAGGAAUCUUCUGGAUGGCAGCAGGUGUUUUCGUCGCCCUACCUUGACUGGACCAUUGAACGCAUCGCCCUUAACGCCAAGGUGGUGGGUGGCCCGCAUGGAGACAAGGACAAGAUGGUGGCUGCCGCCUCUGAAAGCAGCAUCAUCCUCUGGAGCAUCCAAGAUGGAGGCAGUGGAAAUGAGAUAGGUGUAUUCAGCCUCGGUGUACCUGUGGAUGAUCUCUUCUUCAUUGGAAACCAGCUGGUGGCUACUAGCCAUACAGGGAAGGUUGGGGUGUGGAAUGCUGUCACACAGCAUUGGCAGGUUCAAGAUGUGGUUCCUAUUACCAGUUGUGACACAGCGGGAUCUUUCCUACUACUGGGCUGCAACAAUGGUUCCAUCUACUACAUAGACAUGCAGAAGUUUCCACUGAGGAUGAAGGAUAAUGAUCUCCUAGUGACAGAGCUUUAUCACGACCCGUCAAAUGAUGCCAUCACUGCCCUGUCUGUCUACCUCACACCUAAAACCAGUGUGAGUGGGAAUUGGAUAGAGAUAGCCUAUGGGACCAGCAGCGGUGCAGUGAGAGUGAUCGUACAACACCCGGAGACGGUGGGAUCGGGCCCCCAGCUCUUUCAGACAUUCACUGUGCACAGGAGCCCCGUGACAAAGAUUAUGCUGUCUGAGAAACAUCUGGUAUCGGUAUGUGCGGACAACAACCAUGUUCGGACGUGGACGGUGACCCGGUUCAGAGGGAUGAUCUCCACCCAGCCAGGAUCCACCCCUCUGGCUUCCUUCAAAAUACUGUCCCUAGAGGAGACGGAGAGCCAUGGGAGCUACGGCUCUGGGAAUGAUAUUGGUCCGUUUGGAGAAAGAGACGACCAGCAGGUGUUCAUACAGAAGGUGAUCCCCAUCACCAACAAACUCUUUGUGAGGCUCUCAUCUACUGGAAAGAGGAUCUGUGAAGUGCAGUCAGUGGAUGGGACCACCAUCUCUAGCUUCAUGGUGCGGGAGUGCGAGGGUUCGAGCCGCAUGGGGUCCCGACCUCGGCGCUACCUGUUCACUGGUCAUGGCAAUGGCAGCAUCCAAAUGUGGGACCUUACCACUGCCAUGGACACUGCUAACAAAGGAGAAGAGAGGAAGAGAGAAGAUGUAGGUGGUCCUACAGAGGAGGAGCUGCUGCAGCUGUUGGACCAGUGCGACCUGAGCACCUCCCGCUGUGCUACACCAAAUAUUAGCCCCGCCCCCUCUGUGCUGCACCACACACGCCUCAGAGAAUCAUGCUCAAGUCUGCAGUUACAGGCCCAGGAGCCCAUUCCUGAGAGCCAGGCUACUUAUGGAGCUGUGCGACCCUACAGAGAGAGCCCCCUGCUGGCCCGCGCUCGACGAACUGAGUCCUUCCACAGCUACAGAGACUUCCAGAACUUCAGCCUGAGUCGAGGUGUCCUGGACAGCACAGGCCAGACAUCCACACUGGGCCCAGGCCAGACCCUUGAUGUCCGCCGUUCGCUCUGUGACUUCGGGCCUGAGGACAGUGAGAGGAGAGCCACUGCGAUGGAGUUCUGGGCUUGCCGAACAGCCAGUUCAAGCUCGAACACAGUUAUUGGUGCUGUGGCGACCGCUGGUGUUUCCGGGGUGAAGACAGAAGGCAGUCAAGAGUCUCCACGACAACCUCCUGACAGCCCGAUUCCCGGAGGCGACGUUAGGCGGAAGGUGCUCCCACAGCCAGAGGAGGGAGAUGGUGUGGGGUCAGGGGGCGAGGGAGUGAAGGUGGAGGGAGGUGUGAGGAAGAGAGGAGUACUAGAAGGAGGCUUCCUGGGGAGAAAGAGGGCUCCUCCUGUCCCCCACCUCUCAUCCGUUCCAUCUGGAUCUGAAGGUGGUGGCAGCGACUCAUCUUCCAACGCCUCCCCCUCCCCAACCAAACUGUCCUCCUCCACCUCACCGCGACACAGGAAGCUGGCCCCUGAGCUGUCCAAUCAGGACAGCAGCCUGUAAUCCCAAUCAGAGGAAUCAUCAGAGGUGUCCUGUUGGCACAUGUGGCAGAUACGGGAGUUCUGGAUAUCACAGCAGAAAAGGAAUGUGUGCUUCAUCAAAGAAGACGCUCCCAUGCUUUAAUGAGUCUGUGUCUCAGGAUGAGUCUCCUUCUCUCAGCUGAAAAACCUUUUAUUUAAAACAUACAGCUUUUUUAAUUUAAGUCAGUUGAACGCAAACAUUUGGUGUCAUACCUAUCUGACAUGACCAAGCAAAAACAACAUCCCAACGCCAACAGCAUGCCAUCUCAACCCGGACAGGAAUUCAUUUUGUUUUUGAUUUUUUCGGGGUUUCAAGUUUGAUCACACUUGUAAUCUGCUGGGUACAACUGGAGCUCCUCUUAUCUCAGUGUGCUGUCGUUGAAACAGAUGAUGGGUGAUGAGGUUUAAGCCACCAAUCUGAUAACAAUUUCUCUCUCUGUUUCAUUGUUGUGCAUUCUACAUCUUAAACUUACAGUAACAGGAACGUGCAAAAGUCUGCUUUGCUAGGGCCCUGUACUAUGAAGCAGGAUUGGCAGUUAGCGAGGUAACCUCAGGGUUAAGUCUGGGUUUUCUGUGGGUUACUUCUUACUGGGGUCCUGUUACCUCCACAGUAACUGAACACCCAACCUGCUCAGGAGCAGGUCACGUUUGAGAUAAGAGAUCAACACAGACAAAUGCACUGUCUGCCGACCGAUCAGCUCUCUGGAAAGUGAAUAAUUAUAUAGAUCCUUUAUCAGAGGGACUUAUUUCUCUGUGUCAGCAUCUUGAGCUGUAUGUUUCAGACCAAUGCUUACUGUCCAGCAGGCUGUCUGCACGUCCACUUCCACCACUGAAGCACAAAUGCCUUGUACAUACUUGUACUCAUUAGAUUUGAAAUUGAACCUCAUCACUGCUUUGAAUUAUGGUUUUAUAUUUACAGGUGAAAGAAUAAGGCUGUCAAAAUUGUCCAAUGAGAAUACAUCCAAUCAAUACAUUAAUUUAACGGAGUACACAAAUGUAAUCUUGUGCCCUAUGGGGUGCAGACAUUGACUUUUGGAGCAUCAAGCUCUUUUGCAGACUUUUUCCCACCGUCGUCUGGAUGAACGUCUUGGUUAACCGUUUUGCAGUGACAUUGCAUUCACACAGUCGUGUUUUUUCCUUCCUGCAUUAAGAAGCUGUAACUGUGUUUGUGAAACACAGUAGACUUCUCCAUAUUUGUGAUUGGUCAUACACUGCAAUCCUCGCCCUAGAUUGGAAAACCCUGAGUUAACUCACCGAGCUGAUAAUCCGCAUCGUCGGAUCGUUUAGCCCGAGUCUGGCUGUUAGAUGAAGCUAGAUAACAGAAAAAUACCCUCGCUUCAGAGUACAGGGCCCGGGUACUGUCAAGGGUGUGUUGUUGAAGCACAAGUCUUAUGCCACUGAUGUGUAGCUUCAAUUAUUAAGGUUCAUCUAAAUCAAAAGAACAAGCACAUAUAAGCACAGCACAGUACCAGAUAGAACACUUUCUAAGGAACACUUUAUCUUGUUAGGUUCUUAGACGGAUACUGGAAACAAAAUUGAAUUAACAAAGGCACAGUUUGUACUUUGAUCAGAUAUAAAGUGUUUUUAUUCACUUAUAAUCCUGACCUAAAACAGUCUUAAACAAAACACCAGCUUUUAAACACAAAACUAACAAUUAGUUUCAUUAUAAGAAACCUAAAAAACACACAAAAAAUGUUGUCAAUUUACAAUAAUAUAAAAGAGAAAAAAGCUGAAACCAGCAGAUGUUCAAUAUUUUUUAUCAAUUACAUUUUUUGGGGAUUGACCAAAUAAUUAAUUGACUGAUCGUUUCAGGAUCUCAAAAGAAUUGGCCAAUGAAUGAGGUCAAGUGUCUCUGACAGUAUGUGCAUUCUGUCCUCAGUGUGUUUUUACUUCAACAUACCUUAAACAUGGACCUUUGACAGAUAUUUGAACCCUGAUGUGUAUCCACUCUGCUGCAGCCACAGACACAAUGCUUUUUGUUGUUGGAGCAAUGAAACAAAAAGCUAACAGUCAGCCAGCAGUGAGGUCAUUUUGCAGCUCCAGCACGCAGUAAAACCUUCCUGUGUUUGUCUGACAGCUCAAUGACAACUAUGCAACAGUGGAGUUAAGAUACUAACACUGAUUUCAGCAUAAAGGCUUCAGGAUUGCUAAAUAGUGAUACGGUGAUGUUGGCCUGCAACAACGACUCCUCAUGUGAACAGGUGCCUGCUUUUCACUACAGCCGGCUAUUUGGAUUUUCACUUCACACUUUGCAUUAUUAUCUCCACCAAUGAGGUCUUGUUUUCAGUUUAUUAGUUUGUUUGUCAGCAGGAUACAGAAAAACUUAGUUGUCUGAUUUUCAUGAAACUUGGUGGAAAAGUAUAGCUUUGGCCAAGGAAGAACCCAUUCAAUUUUGGUGCAGAUCUGAAUCAUGGAGAGAUACACAAAUUAGUAGUUUAUGGACUUAGCAGAGUGCCCUUUAAGUAAACAUAUGUAGCAUAACAGCCUCCAUGCUCCUCAAUAAGCAACACAAAAACCUGUUUGUGCAACAUGUGGUGUGCAGACAUUUUGACUUUUCAUUCAAGAAAAGCACAGAUUAAAUUUAUUUUAUCAGCGAUUGCUUGUUUCAGUCGAGUGUCCCAGUCAUGACAGUGAGCCAGCAUGCACAAAGCCAGGACCCUGAAACAAAGUCACCCAAAUGUAAUACAGCCAUUUUUAACUGUAUCUGUUGCACCAGUGCUUUUCCUGCUAUGACAAGCCAAAAUAUCAAUUUAACCAACCGAGCAAUUUGAGGAAUCGUAAAAAAAAAAAAAAUGUUCUAAAUCAAAUUCAUGGCAUAUGGCAGCUUACAGUUUGAGGAAAGUUUUAUGUUGUUUGUUUCCAAAAGGAUCACAUUCAGACCACACACAUAUAUAUAUAUAUCAAAUAUACAACAAAAUGAGUUUUAAUGCUCUGUCAGACACACAAUAUAGGACUUUUUCCAUGAUGUCUGAACAGAAAGAAAACAUUUUUUUUUUAAUUUAUCACUGUUCAGUCAGCUAGAAAAAGAAACUAAGUUCAGUCUGUUUUGUUUCACAGUGGUGCCUGUGCAAGAGAACACUUAUUAACUUUUUUUUUUUUUUUUACAGUAUCAUAAUAUAACCACACUCAGCUCAAUACAAGGACCUGGUACACUACAUCACUUUACUCCCGUUGGUUGAAACAGAUUUAAUGUGUCUUGUUUUGUUUCAGAUGAUUGUUGCAGUGCCUUAUUGAACUUGUUUGAUAGUUAUCAGCCUGUUUGUGUGUUUUCACUGAAAAGGAUUCUGACCAAAGGCUUGUGAAGACUGUGGAGACAGAGAAUGGACCUGUUCACUUUGUCUCAUGUUAGAUAUAUUACACCAGGCCAAUCACAUUUUAUGAGUGGUCACUUGAAUUAAUAGGCAUUAGAGGACAUAUUAAAUGAUCAACAUUUAUUGUUAAUUGCACAUAAUCUCAACAUAGAUUAAAAACUGGAAAGUCCAUCUUAGUCAUGAUAGAGUUUUGAGUGAAGGCCUGAAAGUUAAAUGGCAGCAACUUUAAUUAUUACAGUCAUUUUGUGAGUUAAACCUGCUUCUUUACUGCUUGUACCCAUGUGAAAUAUCCACUCGCUGUUUAUUUGGCCAGCUCUUGAUUUAUGGUACUAUUUUUUUAUAAUCUUUGUGGGGACAACUGUAAAAUUUGUGACAGUAAAAGAUAAUUAGAGCUAGAAAGAAUGUCCUAAAAUGUUAAUUAUAAUUUGCCAAAUCCAGCAGCUAUAUAACCUCUUAAGUUGUUUUUUCUUCAUUUCAACAUCAACAGAUGAACUGACCAUGUGGUCCCCGUCUGUACAAACAUGUACAUUUUAUACACUAAUUAACUGUAUGAAAAGUAGACAAACAUAUUCUAAACAAAAUCCUAAUGUGGAUGCAUUGAUGUGUGUUACAGUGUGUCGAUACUUACAUUGUUGUUCAUUACAUAUUGUUGAUAAUCAUAUAAUGCCUAUACUGAUAUUACCAUGCUAUUGGACCUAACUGCAUUUGCACUUGCACUAUUAACACUAAUAUUAAAGUAAAUUGCUAUUGUUUAUUUUAUAUAAAAAAAAAUAUUGUGUUAUUUCAGCACAUAAGUGUUUGUCUGUCCUUACAGUAUCUGUCAUCCCUCAGUUCCUCUCUGGCUAUGUUUACAUUAUAUUACAGCCAGAAUAUAGUGAGCUACAAGGAAUACAUAUGUUUGUUUAAACUGACCUGUACAACAAUGUUUUACAUUGUGUAUGUUAGAAAUGCUGCAUUGUGUGACAUGUGCUGACCCAUGAUCAAUAUAAUGUCGACAUUGAACAUGUCAGAGCCUCAAUGUCCAUGCAAUUUAAACUAAAACUGUGUUCACUAAAACCUCUCAACGCUGGACAUGUUUCCUUUAUUUUCUCAGAGCAUUAAGAGGUAAAUCAACAGUGAUGAAAUAAAGUUGUGUUGUCAUUUUUC
Centropristis striata (black sea bass) is the source of this 7410-nucleotide messenger RNA. It is a transcript of the gene kctd3, whose product is annotated as potassium channel tetramerization domain containing 3. NCBI's taxonomy places the organism in Eukaryota, Metazoa, Chordata, Actinopteri, Perciformes, Serranidae. The record is from RefSeq and is a predicted model, not a curated record. The transcript has 19 exons. Bases 327 to 2936 code for a protein of 869 amino acids. Gene Ontology annotation, biological process: protein homooligomerization. Gene Ontology annotation, molecular function: protein binding.